AGAAUAAUUAAAUUAAAAAUUUCGUAAGUUGUACGUUUCUACUUAUCUUAUGAAUAGCAAUAUUACACUUGUACUUAUCUAUGCGAGGUAAUAUCAAUAAUUGUCGUAGAUGAGAUUGUCUCAAAAUCUAAUUUUAAAAGUUGUACAAGUAGCUGAUUAAAAUUCGGAUUUUUAUCUCGAAUUACCAGCCUAAGGGUGAAGCAUCACUGCAUUCUUUUUAGUUUCAUUUAACACGAUCAUCGUCUAUUAAACCGUAUACCACGCAAGAUAAUUACUUGGCUGGUAAGUGAUAUUAGUAGAAUUAACGGAAUAAUUGCUGAACGUUUCGAUAUCCAUGCUAUUUGCAGACUAAAAAUGGGACAAACACUAUCCGAACCAGUCACAACAAAAGAAUCGAGUUACUGCCAAAACUCUCAGUUCCGGGUCGGCUCAAGCUGUAUGCAGGGAUGGCGAAUACAUAUGGAAGACUCUCACACACACAUUUUAUCAUUACCUGAUGACCCUGAGGCCGCUUUUUUUGCGGUUUAUGAUGGACAUGGCGGCUCUAAUGUGGCUGAAUACGCUGGCAAACAUUUACAUAAACACAUCGUUAAGCAGCCCAGUUACAAAACGAAUAUUGCUGAAGCCUUAAAACAAACCUUCCUCGAUGUCGACGAUGCAAUGCGAGUGGACGAAACGAUGCAAGAACAAAUGGCCGGCUCAACAGCGAUCACCUGUCUAAUCAAAAAUAAUCGAUUGUACUGCGCCAAUGCCGGUGAUUCACGAAUGAUUGCUUGCGUAAAUGGAAAGGUUGACGUGCUGUCCGACGAUCACAAGCCGAAUAACGAAAAGGAACAUAAACGCAUCUGCGAGGCUGGCGGUUUCGUCGAAUGCAAUCGUGUCAACGGGAAUCUGGCACUGUCGAGAGCGUUGGGCGAUUUUAUGUUUAAACGGAAUUUGAAUAAGAUACCAGAGGAGCAAAUCGUGACGGCUUAUCCGGACGUGGCUGAACGGGAAAUAUCUGAGGACUGGGAAUUUGCUGUUUUGGCCUGUGAUGGUAUUUGGGAUGUAUUGCGAAAUGAGACUGUUGCUCAAUUUUGUCGGCAUCGGAUAGCUAACGGUAUGGAUCCGGAACAAAUUUGCGAGGAAUUGAUGGAACGUUGUCUGGCUCCUGAUGGUCAAAUGGGCGGAUUGGGAGGUGACAAUAUGACUGUCGUUCUGGUUUGCUUUUUGCAUGGAAAAUCGUACGCAGACUUAGUAAACAAGUGUGCAUCCGAUAAGGUUUUGGACGUUCCGCCGAUCAAGUUGGAAUCGGAGGAACAGCCUGAUGACGAUUCAACGAGUGAGUGUUCGUCGCCGGAACCAGAUUUAAAGUAGACG
This is a messenger RNA of Bradysia coprophila, 1359 nucleotides long. RefSeq names its product putative protein phosphatase 2C T23F11.1. Gene Ontology annotation, biological process: protein dephosphorylation. The record is from RefSeq and is a predicted model, not a curated record. NCBI's taxonomy places the organism in Eukaryota, Metazoa, Arthropoda, Insecta, Diptera, Sciaridae. Gene Ontology annotation, molecular function: cation binding; protein serine/threonine phosphatase activity.